Molecule: messenger RNA, 957 nt
Organism: Ostreobium quekettii
Lineage: Eukaryota; Viridiplantae; Chlorophyta; Ulvophyceae; Bryopsidales; Ostreobiaceae
Source: the annotation of a GenBank genome assembly
AUGGAACCGUCGGCCCCCGACAGACGAAGUGCAGGCGACGCGGGCAGCGGCUCCACUGUCGAAGGCGUUGCUGCGCCUGGCCAGGAUGAUCCCGCCGUGGUCGUCAACAACCUCUCGUUCACGUAUUCUGGAAUAGAUGGGCAACCGUUGCUGAACAGCCCUCCGAUAUUCCGGGACGUAAGUUUCUCCCUGAGGCCCGGCAGCCGGUGCCUGCUGGUGGGCCCCAACGGCGCCGGCAAGACGACGCUCUUGAAAAUCUUGGGCGGGAAGCACCUCGUGCCGAGGGACUGCGUCUGGGUGCUGGGCUCCUCGCCCUUCCACGACACGGCUCUGACCAGCAGCGGUCUAUUGUCGUACAUCGGCGGCGCGUGGGUCAGGGACAUCGCGUUUGCGGGCUACAGCGUGCCGCUUCAGGGCGAUUUUCCAGCUGGACAAAUUAUUGAAGGCAUUCCCGGAGUCGACCCCAAAAGGCGGGAGAGAGUAAUGAAAGUUAUGGACAUCAAUAGCGAUUGGCGAAUGCACCUUGUGUCAGAUGGGCAAAGGAGAAGAGUCCAGCUCUGUGUUGGCCUUCUUAAACCAUUCAAGGUGUUGUUGCUGGAUGAAAUUACAGUAGAUUUAGAUGUGCUGGGGCGUGCAGAUCUGAUGGACUUUUUAACAGAAGAGUGUGAAGAAAGAGGUGCAACCAUUGUGUAUGCGACCCACAUUUUUGAUGGCCUUCAAUCUUGGCCAACCCAUGUUGCAUUCCUUGCAGAUGGCAAGUUUCAGACGUUUGACGAGGUGAAGAAUGUACCUCACCUACGGGACGGCAAGCUGCUUGACACUGUUGUCAGGUGGCUGCGCGAAGACAAACGAAGGAGGGCCGCGUCUAAGAGGAGCUCCAAGACGACAGUGGUGUUCCAGCAGCCUCUGAACAAUGGCUGGGCGUCAGGGCGAAUGACAGCCUCUUUGUCGAAAUGA